Messenger RNA from Lycium ferocissimum, 1173 nucleotides. RefSeq lists its product as uncharacterized. The transcript has 3 exons. The coding region runs from base 41 to 385 and encodes 114 amino acids. Lineage: Eukaryota; Viridiplantae; Streptophyta; Magnoliopsida; Solanales; Solanaceae. The record is from RefSeq and is a predicted model, not a curated record.
CCAAUUUCGGGCAAAAUGAAAUAAACCAAAAAAAUAUGAAAUGCCCUCUCCUCACGCGAACAACACUCUUCCUUUCUCUACACUUCUAAGUGAAGCAACUGCUAUCUUGCUAAAAUCUCUCCCAAUGAAUAGGUGUGUGCGAAAAUCUGUUCAAGUAAUCAUCGUGGUAAUAAUGAUAAUGAAGACGAUGAUUUUGAGACCCCUGUUGCUCCUCGUGAACAGAGAACCAUUUGAUGUACCCGCUCGCAGGCGAAGCAAACUAUUAAAUUUGUUAAGGCCGGCAAGAGAAAGGCCGAGAACGACAAUGCAAACAGUAAAAAGAAAAGAAGAAGGUUCCUACUCUAGCCGAAAAGAAGGUUGGCGAGUACUAUCUAGAAGCUGCUGAACAUUUCCAAACCAGGAUUAGUUGUCAUACAAACACAGAUAUUGUCAGCAUUCUGAAGCAAUGCUUGACUGAAAAACAAAGAACAAAUGUUUCGGGAUAGUUGUUUUGGCUACUUCCUCGACUUUCCUCCAUUCAAUAAUCAGAAUCAACUCAUAUAUGCUUUGUUACUGAAGGAAAUUUCCCCUGAUUGUGAAAAAGAGAUAUGGAUUAAACUCAAUGGCAAUACCUUGCGGUUCGGCAUUAGAGAAUUUUCUUUGGUUACUGGGUUGAAAUGUUACGAAGAUGAUAACACUGUGUAUGAUGAGCCAAAAGUCAACAGGUUACUGAAAGAGUAUUUUCUCGGAGAUGGAAAAAAAUUAGUAACGAGGGAGAGUUUGCUUGAUCGCUUCAAGCAAAAGGGUUGGAAAUCAGAUGAGGAUGCACUCAAAAUGGCCAUACUACUAUUCGUCCACCAUUUCCUUUUCUCUGAUGCUAAUAAGCAUAGCAUAUUAAAAAAAGAUUUUGAUAUAGUUGAGAGUGGUUAGUAUCAGAGGUAUGCACGGGGCAUAAAAGUAUUUGAAGACAUGUCCAGAAUAAUGAGGGAUAAACUGCGUGCCAAGUUGACAAUUUACAGGCUCGGGGGUUUGCCACUUGCAUUCCAAGUAUGGUUUUAUGAGUGUUGCUCCACGGUUGACAAAACUCUAGCUUCUCAUGUUGGCAAUAUUGUGCAACGCAUCUUUAACUGGCAAGUCAAAGAAGCUCCAACGUUUGUGGACUUAACUAUUGGGAAAUUCAUGACUAGUAUUUAC